CUUAGAAUUGUGGUCAUUGGUCUGAACCAAGAUACCCACGAUCAAGCCAUGAUUUUGUUUCCCAUGUCGUGAACCGGACAGUUUUCUUAAACCUGUUGUGUCUUAAACCAACAAACCUUGUUAGCUGGGCCGGACGAGGGUCCCUACAGUAGAAUUGCAAUUCAGUAGAAGUCAUUGUAUUUUUAAUCAUAGAUGUUCAAUCUCUUUUAACAGUAUGGAGUUCACACAAUUUUGAUAAACAGACUGGACGUAUUAACCCCUUUUGUUACCUGGGUGCAUGAAAAGGUUGCAAAACAAGAUGUGCAUAACAGUUUUCUUCUUGAUCAUUGAUCAUUGACUCUUGAGAGUGUGAGAGAGAGCUGGAACCAAUUGUGUCUGGACUCUGGACCAGAUUUUCACUAAUACUAACCUGUCACCCCACACAUUGGGCAUAUAGCCAUAUAGUGUUAAGAGGAUGUCUGUGUUGAAGUGGGUGGAGACAGGAAAAUCAUUCCUGUAGUGAAUUUCUAUCACAUGGGUUGUGCAAAGAAACAGAGAGUAUUCAGGGUUGCCUUGUUUGCAAACACUGUACCUGACACCGAUAUACCGACAUACAUACCCAUCAUCAUUAACUCAACUAGGCCGAAUUUGUUUCUUUAUCCACUCCACUUGGCAAUCCAACACAAGAUAAAUUUCUUUUAUCACUUUUAAAUCUGUGUCCAUCAUCAUCAAACAAAGACCACCUAUAGACUCGAGUCUUAAAAACAUUAUCCACAUUUUACCCUACAUUUUUAUUUACACCGGACAAGUGACUGGUAAACAGCCCACAUGUAUGUAAGACCCUGUAACCCUUAUGGACUAGUUGAGACUUGGGUCGAGACCCAGCGUGACAAGAUAACACAGGGUGACAUUCGCACACGUUGGGGUGAGUAAUGAUCCAUCUCACAAAUUGCGAUAAUGGAAACAUCAUCUAAGCAUUCGCACGCGGUGGACUGAGCAAGGACCCAUCUUGUAAAUUGUGAUAAUAGAAACAUCCAUCGGUCUUGAACUUACGACUUACCGUUGAACUUGAACUUACGACUUCCCGUUUGCACUAUGAAUAACCGCUGUCAAGGUCAUCAUCUCAACCAAUCACCCUUUGUUGUUUCCCACCAUUAAUGAAGAAAACUUAAAACGGUUAAAGUUAAAUCUAGCACACCAAUCACUUACUCGGAUUUCACUCUCAUAUAUAUGAGCACUUUCUCUUAGGUACCUCCAUGGCUCCAUGGUAGUCCACACCCAUUAUGUUCGAAAAGUAAGAGAGAGAGGGGUAUUUAUUGGCCCCUACAAGUUACAACACAAUCUCUUAUUCUUGAGUAUGAGCUUUUCGAAGCAUUCUCUUAGAAGUGAUGACACGUAGUUUUGGAGAAAAGUGGGCCCCAUCCUCUUCAUGCCUAUAUAUAUCAGUAAUUUAAUCCAAUCUCUUCUCUCCAUAACCAUAUUGAAAGCCCUUCCAAAAACACUCUCAAACAUACAAUUCCAACCUCAUUUAUUUUAUUAUCUUGAAAAGUUAAGAAGAUUCUAUAUAUACCUUAAUGUGCAACCCAAAACCACCUUCUCCAUCUUCAUUCAUAGCCCCUAAGAAAACCCAUUUCAUGGAUCCCCUCAAAACUAUGGAUCUUCCCUCGGAUGAGCAACAAGAACUCCAUAGAUGGCCUACUACUUCAGAGGUGAUGGAGGAAGUGAAAGCUAUAGGGAAGAUCUCAGGACCAACAGCAAUAACCGGUCUACUUAUGUAUUCAAGAAGCUUGAUUUCUAUGCUCUUUCUUGGCUACCUUGGAGAGCUUGAGCUCGCCGGAGGGUCACUCUCGAUCGGUUUCGCUAACAUCACCGGUUACUCUGUGAUCUCUGGAUUAGCAAUGGGAAUGGAACCAAUUUGUGGACAAGCAUAUGGAGCAAAACAAAUGAAAUUACUAGGAUUGACCCUCCAAAGGACAGUGCUCCUCCUCCUUUCCACAUCUAUUCCCAUCUCUUUCAUGUGGCUUAACAUGAGUAGAAUCCUCUUGUGGUGUGGUCAAGACCAAGAAAUAGCAAAUAUUGCUCACACUUUCAUCUUGUUCUCAACUCCUGACUUGAUUUUUCUUUCACUUCUCUACCCACUUAGAGUCUACCUUAGGACACAAAGCAUUACAUUGCCUUUGACUUAUUGUUCUGCCAUCUCUGUUCUCCUUCACAUCCCACUCAAUUUCCUCCUUGUAGUCCACUUCAAAUUAGGCAUUGCAGGUGUUGCAAUUGCCAUGGUUUGGACUAAUCUCAAUCUCUUUCUUUCACUGACUUUGUUCGUCUAUUUCUCCGGCGUGUAUAAAGAUUCAUGGAUUAGCCCUACAACCGAUUGCCUUAAGGGUUGGUCAUCUCUGCUCGCUCUCGCGGUGCCAACUUGUGUGUCUGUUUGCCUUGAAUGGUGGUGGUAUGAAUUCAUGAUACUACUCUGCGGACUAUCAGUUAGCCCAAAAGCCACCAUUGCUUCAAUGGGAAUACUAAUCCAAACCACCUCCUUAGUCUAUGUUUUCCCUUCAGCACUGAGUCUUGGUGUAUCAACAAGAGUUGGGAACGAAUUAGGCGCUAAUCGCCCCGCCAAGGCCCGCAUUUCGAUGAUCUCCUCUCUGGCUUGCGCGGUCGGAUUAGGCCUAACUGCUAUGCUAUUCACAACACUAAUGAGGCACAAAUGGGCUACAUUUUUCACAAAUGAUCCAGAAAUCCUUGAGCUUACCGCGAUUGCAUUGCCAAUCGCCGGACUUUGUGAGCUCGGAAAUUGUCCUCAGACAACCGGGUGUGGGGUUUUGAGAGGAAGUGCAAGGCCUACAAUUGGAGCUAAUAUCAAUUUGGGAUCAUUUUACUUGGUGGGUAUGCCUGUUGCAGUAUUUUUGGGGUUUGUGGUCAAAAUGGGAUUUGCAGGGCUAUGGCUCGGAUUAUUAGCAGCACAAGGUUGCUGUGCUUUGCUUAUGCUUGUUGUUCUAUGCAGAACAGACUGGAUUGUUCAAGUGGAGAGAGCAAGAGAACUUACACAAACCAGCUCUUCUACUACUUCUCCAAUACUACCAAUAUCAUCAUCAUCAACCACAAAAGCAGAAAAAACCAGUAAUUCCACCAUUGUUGAGGAGAUUCUGUGCAUUAAUGAUGAGAUUGUGAAGUCACUUGAAACAGACCCACUGAUAUCUACAACACAAACUGUGCAUUGAUUAGAGUUUUUUUAUCAUGACUUGCUAAUUUUUUGCUGAUAAAUUGGUUGUGUGAAUUUUUAUUUUGAUCCACUACUUGUACUGUAAAAUACCAAUUUUUCUUCACUAUUUAUAUAUCUUUCUUUGUGAAAAGUGUAGGGAAAAAACUUUCUGCCUAGCUAGCUAGCUAUCCCUUCCUUGUUA
Messenger RNA from Tripterygium wilfordii, 3380 nucleotides. RefSeq names its product protein DETOXIFICATION 48-like. NCBI's taxonomy places the organism in Eukaryota, Viridiplantae, Streptophyta, Magnoliopsida, Celastrales, Celastraceae. The transcript has 2 exons. Gene Ontology annotation, biological process: xenobiotic detoxification by transmembrane export across the plasma membrane. The coding region runs from base 1554 to 3197 and encodes 547 amino acids. Gene Ontology annotation, molecular function: antiporter activity; xenobiotic transmembrane transporter activity. Gene Ontology annotation, cellular component: membrane. The record is from RefSeq and is a predicted model, not a curated record.